UCCGAGACGUCACUUCUCAGUACAGUCAGUAGGGCUGAUAGUCGAGUGUGCGUGCGUGCAGGAAAGCGACUAAAUACGGAAGCCUGACAGGCAGCGGCUGAAUUUACAGUAACAGGGAGAGUAAUCGAAUGCCGAUGGAAUCUACACGCAUGCUGAGGCCUAUUUCUAUAUAAAAUAAACAAAGCCAUUGCCGCCAUCCCUGUAAACUCCGGGAAAUGGGUGAGGAGCCUUCUCUUAAUACCCAUAAAAGACGGAACUGUUAUAUUGAAGAUGAAACGGAACCUAAGAAGAAAAGAGUGAAGUCUGAAGAUCAAAAUAUUAAUGGUUCCACUUUACACAAACACAAGAAGUCACCCAGACUUUCCCCUGCAUUAUUUCGGGAUAACUGUAUCAUCCAACACCAACAAAUCCAUGAGCUUCUUAAAUAUGCCUGUCUGGGAAAAAGUUGCAGUUCAGCCCAGCCAAGCUGGUGCCGAAUUCAUCAUCAGAAACGCCUUGGAAGUGUUGUCAUUAUCGUACUGCAUGAUCUUGCUCAGCUCCAUUUUUAUCAGUUUUACUUGCACUUUCCCUACCUUCGGAAGCUGUUUAAACAUAGAUUCAGCAUGCCUGUUCCUUCUUCUGAUUUUAUUGCUACAUUGAUUGGCGCAGAAGAGAAGGUCACAUCCGGCAUAAAGGAACAAGAGUUCAGUUCUCUUCACCCACUCUCCAGCCUACCAGGUCCUGCUGAUACAGCUUUCUCAUCUGGUGAAACCGGAGAGACUUUUAAACAUGACCCCGUCAUACUGAAAUAUGGAAAUAAGCGACUAGGCCUGACCAGGUAUCUGCUUUCCCAGGAGGAGAUGAGGAAAAAUAAUUAUCCUUUAGUAGGUUCUCCUGAUUCCAUAGAUUAUGUGAACUCUGGCUGCUCGAGGGAGAUAACGGAUGACAGCCCCCUGUUUGGAUUAGACUGUGAAAUGUGCUUGACAGAUAAAGGAAGUGAACUCACUCGAAUCUCACUGGUAGAUGCCAAUGGUUCCUGCAUUAUGGACGAGCUGGUCAAACCAGACAAUAUCAUACGGGAUUACAUGACCAGGUUCUCGGGAAUUACAAGAAAGCUGCUGCUUCCAGUGAAAAUGAAACUGAAGGAUGUGCAGCACAAGCUGAAAUCACUUCUGCCUCCUAAUGCAGUUCUGGUUGGUCACUCACUGGAUAAUGAUUUAAGGGCCUUGCAAAUGAUCCAUCCCCAUGUUAUUGACACAGCGCUGCUAUUUGCAAGAGAAUAUGGUAGAAAAUUCAGAUUGAAGUUCUUGGCUCAAGUAGUUCUGGGGAGGGAGAUUCAGACUGAAGAUCGGAUGGGCCACUGUCCGGCUGAAGAUGCAAGAGCCACACUAAACUUGGCUCAGUAUUUUAUUCACCAUGGGCCUGAGAAGGUUGCGCAACUUCAACUGCACAGCAUCCUGAGAAGCAUGAACAACCCAAAUGGAUCUCUGGCAGCUCAGGAGAAGACCUUGCAAGUGAAACAGAAUGGGUCCCUCUUGCCUCUCACAACCCCUAUCGAGCAACAGUCAGAAGAACCUCACAGUCUGAUGGAAUCGCUGUACUCUGAUGGAAAGAAGAUCCUUUACAUGGCCAGAAUCAAUGGGGUGAAAGAGUCUGUCUCGUCAAAGCUACUGGAGAAUAUCUGGUGUUCCUCAGAGGAAGAGGUUCUGAAAAAUGCCUGCAGUUUGGCUCAGCCGGCCUCCAUCAGCAUUGUUAAGUUUUCCCCUGGCGACCGUUACAGCCAAGGCACAGAAGAGCUGCAUGAAAGGUCAAGAAGUAUGUUUUCGAACAUGAUGACUGUUUUUGCUGGACCGUUUGAGGAGACUUUUUGCUUGGAAUCAGUAAGGAGGGUGUUCCGGACCUGCGGACCCAUCAAAUCGCUGAAAGUCUUGUCCCAGAACUACCAGCCAUACUUCUGUGUGGAGUACAGUGUUCUGGAAGCUGCUCAGCUUGCUGUAGAAACCUUGGAUGGAGGCCAUAUCAAUGGCUGCUGUAUCAAGGUCCAGAGGCUGGUCACGGAGCAAACGUUCAACUGUGAGGUGCUCUUAAAAGCGAUGGAAGAAGAUGCAGAGAACAAAGAUGUGAUUUAUGUUUCUGGUUUUAAGAAGUCCUUAACCGAGGAGAUUCUCCAACAGAGGUUUAGCCAUUUCAGUGACCUUAAAGCGGUUUUUCUGCCUGCCAGUCCUCUAAAUGGGAAAGCUGCAAAAUACUGCUUUUUGAAAUUCCACCACUUCCAGAGUGCUGCGGAGGCAAUUGAUCGUAUCACAGGAGAGGGUGAGCUCAGGUGUCGAAAAGCAAUCACAGCCUGCCACUUACAUCAGUGGUUACAGACGGUUGAACCCUGUGGUCCUCAAGAGCGACAAGUUCUUCCUAAGGAAGAUGGUCUGUCUGAUAUCAUGGAGAGCUUGGACAGUAACAUUAUGCAGGUGUACGAAAACCUUCCAGCAAACACCCUCUGCCUCGUUCUUUUUUCCGGUACUAACAGUUCCAGCAGAUCUCUCCCAGGUUUUGGACUGAUGGGAAUAAAAGCAGCAUGUGGAUGAUCGAAAGCAGAAUUUUAGGAGACCAUUUUAAAUAUUAACUGUAUUUAAAGGGGGACUGUCCUCCUGGUUUUUAAUUUCUUGAAACAGUACAGAGGACCCACAGCCCCCUCUGCAGCUGCAUCCUUCCAUCACCGUUUGCUGCGUUCACCUUGAAGAAUAGCACAAUGGAUGUGUCAGCUGCCAUGUUGGAAAACAUGGCAGUUGCCAAGCCCAAUGUACUGUACUACAUUGAGCUUGGAUAAUCCGGCAAACUGUUGUGGUUGGGAUGGUGGACAAGGGCCCUAUUAACUCAUCCAUUAACUUAAAAAGCAAAGGGAGGAUUAUUUGCCCUGUGAUGAUUCAAUGAUUAGUUGUACAACUAUUUUUACUAUACUGAUAAUAAAACCAAACCAUGGA
Molecule: messenger RNA, 2957 nt
Organism: Xenopus laevis (African clawed frog)
Lineage: Eukaryota; Metazoa; Chordata; Amphibia; Anura; Pipidae
Gene: rexo5.S
Product: RNA exonuclease 5 S homeolog
Exons: 20
Coding region: 216-2561 (781 amino acids)
Cellular component (GO): nucleus
Molecular function (GO): RNA binding; nucleic acid binding; exonuclease activity
Source: RefSeq, a predicted model, not a curated record